Molecule: messenger RNA, 910 nt
Organism: Manihot esculenta (cassava)
Lineage: Eukaryota; Viridiplantae; Streptophyta; Magnoliopsida; Malpighiales; Euphorbiaceae
Exons: 4
Coding region: 44-775 (243 amino acids)
Source: RefSeq, a predicted model, not a curated record
CUCUAGGCUACCGCAAUAGCAUGUGGUGCCCAAACCGCAAAACAUGAGCUUGUCUCUCAUUCAAGGCUAUUCUUCCGCCGAAGGAGAGGAAGAAGCACCAUCGGAGGAUUAUGGAUACUUUUCCGACGAUGAUGAACACGAUGAUUCCUCUUCCGUCGCCGGUGGUCGUUCGCUUUCGUACAAACCAGUCUUCGAACAAUCUGCUCUGUCCAAUGGAUCGUCCGGCUUGCCCUCUGCGCUCGAUGCCUUCUCCGAAAUUUCAGGACCUCCACAGUUUCUUAACAAUUGCGUGGAAGAGCAGGCUAGUGUAAGAGACGUUGAGCAUCAGCUAGGGAGGCACGGUCGCUGGAGGAACAGAAAGGAGAAGAAAGACUUACCUGCUGGUGUAGUAGUGGAGGCCAAAGCUCAACUUGUGGGGAUUCAUGAGCGAGUAAGAAGUGAUAUUGAAGCUAGCCAACCUCCAACAUCAUCAGUUCAAAGCACAACACAGGAGGGAGGAAAGCGAGUGCCAACAGUGACCAAUCCAAAUGCGGAAGAUGCUGCAGAACUACUGAGGAUGUGCUUGCAAUGUGGAAUACCAAAGACAUACUCUAGUGCACGUGGAAUGGUCUGUCCGGUGUGUGGUGAUCGUCCGCAAAGCGAUACAAGCCAAGAGCCCAAGAAGAAGGGAUCAACGAUCAAGGAUAAAGAAAAAAGCAAGCGGAUGAAGGGGCAGUCGUCUCAUGCUACAUGGAAAAGUGAAACAGAGAUGCAACUCAGGCAACAAUUUGAUUAGGAUAAAUUAAGACACCACUCCCUGCUUGAGACGCUUAUGUUUUAAGGAAAUAUUUGUGAUGCAACCGCCUAUCAAUGUAUUGCACUAAGGACUAAAUAUGUUUGCUCAAAGUGCUUACGAUACCUUUUUUUCUUC